AUGGCCGCGGACCCGGACCUCGACGUACCCGCGGAGGAGCCCCGCGAACCGCCCCAACCGCAGGUCCCGCCUCAACCCGAGCCGGACCCCGCGGAGGAGGAGAAGAGGAGGCGCGAGGCCGAGUUCGCCCUGCUCAACAAGGAGAUUGACCGCGUCGAGCGGAAGUGCAGGGACUACGAGGCGACGGCGAUGGGGACGAUCGACGAGGCGAUUGCGACGCUGGAGCUGUACAAGAAUAAGGUGAUGGAGUGCGACGAAGACGACGAGGAGGCGCUCGAGAACGUGGUGAAGGAGUUCGAGAAGGUGUGGUCCGAGGCGAACUACCCGUCGAGGGUCGCGCCGGAAGCGAAGCCCGCGAAGGACAUGCUCGCGUGCGUGGGCAAGCUGGGCAAGGCCAUCGAGAAGGUCUGCCCCAAGGAGAAGUCGUGGGAAAACGCGACGUGGGACCUGAAGGAGCACCCGAUCGACAGGGACGCCCUCAAGGAGGUCAUCGUGAACCACUUCUACCGCGUGGGCAGGUUCGACAUUGGGGACUUGUACGCCGAGUCGGAGGGGGGCGAACUCGCAGACGUGGACCCGAACGCGCCGAAGCCCAUACCACCCGAGCGACGCGAGGCGAUGAAGGCGCCGUUCGUGGAGAUGUGGAACGUGACGUGGCAGAUCGAGCGGGAGGGCGACCUCUCGGGGCUGAAGACGUGGCUGGAACGAAACGGCGACGCGCUGGUGAACAAGUACACCGGAGCGCCCCCGAGGGUCGAGUUUCUCCUUCGCAAGCUCGAGUACGUGCGCAUGCUGACGGGACACCACCGAGGGUCGAGCGGGGAGGAACCCGACGGAAAACGAGCCAGGACUGAGGGAAACGGGGCGGGCGUCGGUGAUAGCGGGGACGUGGACGGCGCGGCGGCGGCUGUGGCGUACGGGAAGGAGCACUUUGAAAAGUUCACGCGGCUGAGGGACUCGAAAGAGGCAAACGAGGUUCGCCGGCUCAUGGCCGCGGCGGUGUACGCGCGCGUCGGGCUGGAGAAUUCGCCGUACAGGGACAUCGAGCGGGAGUGCAGGGAGAUCGGCGGGGUCCUGAACCCGUACACGUUCGAUCCAGACUUGCGAAAGAGGAUGGAGGAGACGGCGAAGGGGACGGAGGAGGAUCUGGCGGAUUUCGAGGAGAUUGGAUCGGCGUGGUGGGAGCUCGUCAACGAGUUUCAGAGCUCGCACUGCAUCCUGGCCGGCCAGCCGGGUGAGCCUCCGCUUUUGACAAUAUACAACGUCGGUGUGAUUGCCAUGCCCACGCUCGUCAAGGCGGCGCAGGUGGCGCGCGCGCGCGGGCAGGACUGGAACAAGGUUGAAUGCAUCCCCGCGGAUAUCGACUUGCCGGACAAGUACAUGUUUCGGAGCAUAUUUGUGUGCCCGGUAUCGAAGGAGGAGGCGACGCCGGAAAACCCGCCGAUGAUGCUGACGUGCGGGCACGCGCUUUGCAGGGAGACGACGAAGACGUUGGCCAAACCCGACGGGUCGUUCAAGUGCCCUUACUGCCCGGCGGUGUCCACGGUGGACGGAUGCCUGGAGCUCCACCUCUAG
Micromonas commoda is the source of this 1575-nucleotide messenger RNA. RefSeq lists its product with no specific name. Gene Ontology annotation, biological process: proteasome-mediated ubiquitin-dependent protein catabolic process. The coding region runs from base 1 to 1575 and encodes 524 amino acids. The record is from RefSeq and is a predicted model, not a curated record. Gene Ontology annotation, molecular function: ubiquitin protein ligase activity. Gene Ontology annotation, cellular component: cytoplasm; nucleus; GID complex. Lineage: Eukaryota; Viridiplantae; Chlorophyta; Mamiellophyceae; Mamiellales; Mamiellaceae. The transcript has a single exon.